This is a messenger RNA of Lactuca virosa, 600 nucleotides long. NCBI's taxonomy places the organism in Eukaryota, Viridiplantae, Streptophyta, Magnoliopsida, Asterales, Asteraceae. The record is from the annotation of a GenBank genome assembly.
AUGGGUCCGUAUCAAUUGGUAUCAGAGCAAUCAUCUGGGAGCAUGGCUGGAGGAAAAGAAGUGGGAGGAACCCAACUCAAGAGGGUGGAAUCCUUGGAGGCAGAGUUAGGCCAUUUGAACGACAGAAUAGAGAAUCAAGGACACCAGAUCCAACAACAAGCUGAUUCUAUCGCUUCAAUACAGACGAAGAUGGACCAGAAGUUUGAAGAGGUGUUAAGGGCCCUCGGUAAAGGGAAGAAGUCAACAGAAGGAGAAUUCUUAGACGAACCUGUGAUUUCCACGAUGGAAACCCCGAAGGAUAACAGUGGAGGAUCAAAACCGGCCGGGAGCGGGGGUUUUGGAACAGGCGGAAGCAACGACGGCGGGGGCCGGCAACAGGGAGGCGAUUAUGGCGGUGGAACCAAUUGGAGGUUCAGAAAACUGGAUAUGCCCUUGUUCGACGGUGAAAAUCCUGAUGGCUGGAUCUUGAGGGCUGAACGAUACUUCAACUUUUACAAACUAUCAGAGGCUGAUAAGCUGGAGGCGGCGGUAGUAGCGCUCGAAGGUGACGCCCUCCUGUGGUUUCAGUGGGAGCACAACCGUCGACCAAUAACGCGAUGA